Molecule: messenger RNA, 2531 nt
Organism: Anolis carolinensis (green anole)
Lineage: Eukaryota; Metazoa; Chordata; Lepidosauria; Squamata; Anolidae
Gene: vps33a
Product: VPS33A core subunit of CORVET and HOPS complexes
Exons: 13
Coding region: 56-1861 (601 amino acids)
Biological process (GO): intracellular protein transport; vesicle-mediated transport
Cellular component (GO): CORVET complex; lysosome
Source: RefSeq, a predicted model, not a curated record
CGGGGCCCCGCCCCUCUCGCCGUCACGUGACCCGCUCGCUGAGGGAGCCGCAGUCAUGGCGGCGCACCUGAGCGCGGGGCGCGUCAACUUCAUGGCGCUGAGGGAGGCCGGGAGGAAGGAAUUGCGCGAGUUCCUCGACAAAUGCGCGGGCUCCAAGGCCAUUGUGUGGGAUGAAUACCUUACCGGGCCAUUUGGAUUAAUUGCGCAGUACUCGCUUCUAAAGGAACAUGAGGUGGAGAAAAUGUUCACCCUGAAAGCAGGGCGCCUGCCAGUUGCAGAUGUCAAGAAUAUUAUUUUCUUUGUCCGGCCAAGGCUUGAGCUCAUGGAUAUCAUUGCUGAAAAUGUACUCAGUGAAGACCGGAUCCGUUGCCCACAGCGAGAUUUCCACAUCUUGUUUGUGCCCCGUCGCAGCUUGUUAUGUGAACAGCGGCUGAAAGAUCAGGGUGUCCUGGGCUCCUUCAUUCACAGAGAGGAGUACAGUCUGGACCUCAUCCCAUUUGAUAGCGACCUGUUGUCCAUGGAAUCUGAAAGUGCCUUUAAAGAGUGUUACUUGGAGAAUGACCAGACCAGCCUUUACCACGCAGCUAAGGGACUCAUGACUCUCCAGGCCCUUUAUGGAACAAUCCCACAGAUCUUUGGGAAGGGAGAGUGCGCACGGCAUGUAGCAAAUAUGAUGAUCAGGAUGAAGCGUGAGUUCUCUGGCAGCCAGAAUCCCAUCUUCCCGGUCUUCGAUACCCUCUUGCUUCUUGACCGCAAUGUAGACUUGAUCUCACCACUGGCCACCCAACUGACAUACGAAGGGCUUAUUGAUGAGAUCUAUGGCAUUCAGAAUACUUAUGUGAAACUCCCUCCUGAAAAGUUUGCUCCCAAGAAACAGGGGGAAGGGGGCAAGGACCUCCCCACGGAGCCCAAGAAGCUGCAGCUGAAUUCGGCCGAGGAGCUCUAUGCCGAGAUCCGAGAUAAGAACUUCAAUGCCGUUGGCUCGGUGCUGAGUAAGCGGGCCAAAAUCAUCUCGGCCGCAUUUGAGGAAAGGCAUCAUGCGAAAACGGUGGGAGAAAUCAAGCAGUUUGUUUCACAGCUGCCCCACAUGCAGGCGGCCAGGAGCUCCUUAGCUAACCAUACUUCGAUUGCGGAGCUCAUCAAGGAUAUCACAACAUCAGAAGAUUUCUUUGAUAACUUAACAGUGGAGCAAGAGUUUAUGUCAGGAAUAGACACUGAUAAGGUCAACACUUUCAUUGAAGACUGCAUUGCUCAGAAGCAUCCUUUGAUCAAGAUUUUGAGGCUGGUUUGCCUGCAAUCAGUCUGCAACAGUGGAUUGAAGCAGAAGGUCCUGGAUUAUUAUAAGAGAGAGAUUCUCCAGACUUAUGGCUAUGAGCACAUAUUAACUCUAAACAAUCUAGAAAAAGCGGGUCUUUUGAAAGCCCAGUUGUGUAGUCGAAACAACUACCCCACAAUUCGGAAGACUCUCCGCUUGUGGAUGGAUGAUGUCAAUGAACAGAAUCCCAACGACAUUUCCUAUGUGUACAGUGGUUACGCGCCUCUGAGUGUGCGCCUGGCGCAACUGUUGGCCCGCCCGGGAUGGAGGAGCAUAGAAGAGGUUCUCAAGAUGCUCCCUGGCCCACACUUCGAAGAGAGGCAGCAGCUCCCGACAGGGCUUCAGAAAAAGCGUCAGCACGGAGAAAACCGAGUCACUCUCGUCUUCUUCUUGGGCGGUGUGACAUACGCGGAAAUAGCGGCCCUCCGUUUUUUGUCGCAAAUGGAAGACGGGGGCACCGAAUACGUGAUCGCAACGACUAAACUCAUCAACGGAACAAGCUGGAUCAAGUCCUUGAUGGAGAAGCUAGAGCCGCCACCUUUUUAGACGCAAGUCUCCAGCCUUCGACGGAGGAAGAUGUCCGCUUGCGGGAUGCCGGUGUUGUCUUCCAAUGGAGUAGAGAACAAACGUGCUGGCUUUGGUCUUCUUGCAUGAAAUAGGUGUCUUUUCCCAUCAUCAUCGAUUGGGAGCCUGCCAGGAGCGGGUGCUUCCGAAAAAGAAUAUCCAGCCGUGGCCUGUCACAUGCUGUGAUGUGUCUUGGAGAAAGGCACGACACUUCCGUGGUCAGAUGUCCCUUGUAACCAUUGCCUUUGUAUUUAUUGUAGUUGGUAAACAUUCCGCAUUUUCUCCGGAUUUCGUUCCCCUGGUAUUUAACUUUCUCCCUUUUCCUUUGUCAUUUGUUUUUUAAAUGCUUUUCCUAGACACCCUUUGACUUCUUCGCCUUUCAACUCUGGCUGCUAAUUUCACUAAAGCUGAGGUUCGUACCACUGUAUUUUUUAAGUUUUUCAGUGAUCUUUCGAUCCCCAGAAUUAGGAGCCCAUCAACGGUGUGGUGGCAAUAAUGGUGAAAGGUAGACGAGCCUGGGACCGCUUGCCUUUUUUAGAAAGAGAUGCAAAACAUGGUUCUAACAAAGAUGUAUUCUCAUACCUGGUGAGGUAACUAUACUAUGUGUUUCUGUGGGCAGAGCUGUAAAAUAAAUACUGAAUCAUCUAGAGCA